This is a messenger RNA of Centrocercus urophasianus (Greater sage-grouse), 3118 nucleotides long. It is a transcript of the gene NDEL1, whose product is annotated as nudE neurodevelopment protein 1 like 1. NCBI's taxonomy places the organism in Eukaryota, Metazoa, Chordata, Aves, Galliformes, Phasianidae. The transcript has 10 exons. Gene Ontology annotation, cellular component: centrosome; kinetochore; kinesin complex. The record is from RefSeq and is a predicted model, not a curated record. The coding region runs from base 1957 to 2997 and encodes 346 amino acids. Gene Ontology annotation, molecular function: microtubule binding. Gene Ontology annotation, biological process: mitotic centrosome separation; establishment of mitotic spindle orientation; chromosome segregation.
GGCUGCUGGUGGCUGUGACGUUGGUGCCACAAGGAGAGUUGUCACCAGAGGAGUGCCUGGGAUGGGACUGCCAAAAGCAUGGAAACAAAGUGCUUCUUACUCUCUUGGUCUAUUAGAGCGAACUUUCAUCUUGUGAUCCGUGUGCUGAAGUGCCCUAAGGCCUGGCUGCCCUGUGACUCGUGGGUGGUGGGUGUUACAAAAGGUUUUCCCCUCCCUGGUACUACUCAAUUUGAGGUGAUUUAAAGGCAGUUCACGGAUCUGAGGAGAAAUCUGCAUUAAGUGCUUUUCUUUCUAAGUCACUUGUCAUUGUGCAGCGUCCAGAAGCAUCAUAGCCCUCUGGCCACCGCCUUCCCAAGGAAUUUUUUCAUUGGAAUGGUAUUGCUGAGAAAUGUGGAGGCUCCAGGGACCUGCGUGCUGUCUUUUGUCACAGGCUCUUUGCUAUGCUUGUCAUAAGCUCUCAGAUGAAGUCAUUGCUCCCGGGCAGGUCGUGCUGCAGUGUUGCAGGGCUUUAAGAGAAAGGUAGCAAGGAUUUGAGGUGAUAGCUGGGGUGGGCACAGCACGUGGGGCUUUGCAGGUGGCCCCGGAUCCUGGCACGUGCCCAUGGGCAGGGACCUCCCCUCCAUCGCUGCAGGUGCUGGUCCUUGUGCCAACCUCUUCAGGUCUUCGUUUCGAGGAUGCUUUGGUGGCGUUGCCUAGGAACAAAUAGAGAUCUGACUGUGUUGUUUGUGAAAGAAAUAAAUGAUUUUAGUGCUGAAUUCUGAUGCCUUUGCUAGUUGGGCUGUGCGUGUGGUUGGUUGGGUUUUGCCCCCCGUCAGAUACCUUAUGUGCUAGGUAUGCAAGUCUAGGCCACAUGGUACAAAGCAUACCUGCUGUAUGAGGUUAGUAAGCAGAUUCUGCAGGAGACUGUUGAGAUAAGGCUGAGCUGUUUGCUCUUGGGUUGUUUUAAGGGCUUUUAGCCUGAACCUGGCACAGAGUUCUGCAGGUAGGGUUUGCUUACCUUCUGCCUGCUGUGCUGUGCUCACAGGAGGAGCAGGAUUCAUUAUUAUGGAUAGUGCUGAUGCUGCGUGCUCUAAGACUAUUUUUUUCCUGGAAGCUCAUAGGCUGCUGUUGCAAGAGGCAAGGAGGCAUUUGUUGUGGUUCACCAGAGAACAUUCAGUUCAAAAAUAGUAUUGCAGGAAAAGACAGAGGUUCACUUUCCGAAGCAGCGAUGGAAGCAGGCAGCCUUCCAAAACGCACAUGAAAAUGCCUCUGGCUCCUAUUUCAGGAUGAGAAAAACAAGAGCGAGUUGAUUGGAGAAAUCUAAUCCGUGGCUUCUGAUUGUUUGUUUGCUUUUGAUUGUUUGCUUUCCCUUUGCUAAUAAGUGAAAGAGCGCAAAUGUGCUCAAAUUCAUAACCAUGCUUUGGCUUGGGGGUUCCCUGUCAGGUCUUGUGGGUUGGGGAGGUGUGGAAUGGUAGAAACGGGUUUUCUUUAGGCUUUUGUGUCUGUGAAAGGGUGUAAAACGGGCAGAAGCAAAUAUUGUGGGUUUGGACAGCCUUGUGCUGGCACUGAUCCUGCUCUGCAUCACAGCUCAGGAUGAUGGCAGCGGCCUGGGGCACAGGGAUGACUGCAGCUAUGACGUGGCACUUCCCUAUUUAGGGGACUGUGACAGCCAGCAUCAGUCGUUACUUUGAGAACUGAAGGGCAGAUGUGACUUUGGCAGGGUCUGUUUAUCCAGUCCCAUUGCAGGCAGUUGUUCGGUUAAUUCCAAAGGUCGGCUGACCUUUGUGUUACCUCUGGUGGUCAGCAAAACACUGUGGCUGUGGCAGUGCCAGCACUGUGACUUGUCACGUUUGAGUAACAGUGCUUGGCCUCUUAGUUCUCCAUCUUUGCUUCCUGAAGGUAUUGGGCAGUCGCAGCUGCGUGUGAGCAGCGCUCAGGAUCACUUUGGAUGCAGUGGGUUUGGAGGUCAUAUUGAACAUGGACAGUGAGGAAAUUCCGACCUUCUCAAGUCCAAAGGAGGAAACUGCCUAUUGGAAAGAGCUUUCCUUGAAGUACAAACAAAGCUUCCAGGAAGCUCGUGAAGAACUGGCUGAAUUUCAGGAGGGAAGCAGGGAACUAGAAGCUGAGUUGGAAGCGCAGCUAGUGCAGGCUGAGCAGAGGAAUAGAGAUUUACAAGCAGAUAACCAAAGGCUGAAAUAUGAAGUGGAAACAUUGAAGGAGAAACUGGAGCACCAGUAUGCACAGAGCUACAAGCAGGUGUCGUUGUUAGAGGAUGACCUGAGCCAGACCCGGGCCAUUAAAGAUCAGCUUCAUAAGUAUGUCAGGGAGCUGGAGCAGGCCAACGAUGACUUGGAGCGUGCCAAGAGGGCAACAAUAGUUUCAUUGGAAGACUUUGAGCAAAGGCUGAACCAGGCGAUAGAGAGAAACGCGUUUCUAGAAAGCGAACUGGAUGACAAGGAGUCACUGCUAGUUUCUGUACAGAGAUUAAAGGAUGAAGCCAGAGACCUGCGGCAGGAGCUGGCAGUACGGGAAAGGCAGCAGGAAGUCACCCGCAAAUCUGCGCCCAGCUCUCCAACUCUGGACUGUGAAAAGAUGGAUUCAGCUGUCCAGGCAUCUCUCUCCUUGCCAGCUACGCCUGUUGGAAAAGGAUCUGAAAAUAGUUUUCCUUCCCCCAAAGCUAUACCAAAUGGAUUUGGUACAAGCCCUCUUACUCCUUCAGCUAGAAUAUCUGCACUCAACAUCGUGGGGGAUCUCUUACGGAAAGUUGGGGCCUUAGAAUCCAAGUUAGCUGCUUGCAGGAAUUUUGCAAAGGACCAGGCAUCACGGAAAUCCUACAUUUCAGGGACCGCUAACAGCAGCGCGAUGAGCAGCAACGGCACCAAGUUCCCUCAUGCAGGGCAUACUUCUUUCUUUGACAAAGGCCCCUGUUCUCUCUUCCCUGCCCCAAACUGUCGCUGGAGCCUGAAACAGCCACCCGCGCUCCUAGACCCGGUCCAGUCUGCAGCCGCUGCCUUAUGAACGGCCAGUUGUUGGGUGGUGGGAUUGUGCCAGAGGGCAGUAAACGGCUUUGAUCAAGGGACCCCGGGACUGGGAGCCUCCAGACCUUCCUCAGCACCUGGCAUGCUCCCCCUGAGCGUAU